AUGAUUGUUGAGAAUACUAUUGAAAAGUUUUUACUUGAGGCAUCAUUGGAAGCUAUCACCCCAACAACAGUAAUAUUUCAGACAAUACACGGUAAUGGACAAAUAUUAAAGCUGUACAAGGAAUUAGAACCAGCAAUAAGGAGAGGAAUUAAUACAUCCAUUGCAAAACUGGAUGAUGGUUUUCAAUGGAAUCCCUGUAUCCGAACAAUUUAUAAAGUUAGUCAUGAAAGUAUAUCUUCUUAUGCUCUUGAGGUUGGAAUAGAAUUGCUUUUGAUGGCCAACUAUAACUCGGAGAUUGUUGACAAAAACCUCAAGGAGCUGAAAAAAAAGCUUGCUUCACCAAUUUCUGACAAAGAUACUGAGUUAUGUGAUGCUUUGCUUGAGGAACCUUUGAAAUGCAUGACGCCAAAUUUACCUUCAGAAAUCGUUACAAAAUGCGUAAAAUUUGUGAAUGAAUAUAAAAAUCAGUAUGAUGACAAACCUGAAAAUUCCAGAUUGAAUCUCAUUCAUGAUGCAUCAUGGAAAGAUGGGAUUUCUAGACAAAAAAAAGUUGUCAACAAUAUAUUAGCUAUAAUAAAUGAGACAUGGAGUAAUCUGGUAUUUUUGGAAGCUGAAUUUCACAACUACAACAAAAUGAAUGAAGGGACCUAUGUUGCCGAUGUUAUACUUCCCCUUAUUUGA
This is a messenger RNA of Entrophospora candida, 681 nucleotides long. Lineage: Eukaryota; Fungi; Glomeromycota; Glomeromycetes; Entrophosporales; Entrophosporaceae. The record is from the annotation of a GenBank genome assembly.